This is a messenger RNA of Trichoderma harzianum CBS 226.95, 1586 nucleotides long. RefSeq lists its product as hypothetical. Gene Ontology annotation, molecular function: DNA-binding transcription factor activity, RNA polymerase II-specific; DNA binding; zinc ion binding. The record is from RefSeq and is a predicted model, not a curated record. Bases 63 to 1586 code for a protein of 507 amino acids. Gene Ontology annotation, biological process: regulation of DNA-templated transcription; DNA-templated transcription. The transcript has 5 exons. Gene Ontology annotation, cellular component: nucleus. NCBI's taxonomy places the organism in Eukaryota, Fungi, Ascomycota, Sordariomycetes, Hypocreales, Hypocreaceae.
CUUGCAUCAUCUUCUCAAGCGGACUCUGUCCGCAAUCCCGCACAAAGCUACGCGUGGUCGCAAUGAGCCACCGAGGCAAGAUUCUCAUACAACCCACUCCUGGGACGGCAAGACGGUCUUGUCAGGCAUGCAAGCUGAAAAAGCGGCGUUGUACACGGGAGCUACCAGCAUGUAGCCUGUGCCUUCGGUAUGACAGUCUCGGUGCUAAUGUCUGGACUAUAAGGCGGCGCCGAAAAUGUCUAUACCAGCCAGCUGAACAAGCGGAAACCCAAUCAUCAUUACCACCUAAAGAAGCGGAUAUUCUGCGAAAUGAUUCAUCAUUAUUGAGAAAUAGCUUUCCGGUUGCCGUUCUUCUCGACCCACUACUUUCCACCCACUGCGAACUGACAAUCCCUCGCCCUUGUAUAUCACUUUCUCCCGCUGUUCACCAUAUUCUAGGCGAUCACAUUCACAGAAGAGCUCUAGCUGAUGAAUAUUUCCGUACUGUUCACCGAUGGAUACCAAUCAUCUCUCGGACGCGGCUGUAUGGGUCGCUCAUGGAUCCAUCACACCACACUGAUCCCGAUGUGGCUAUUGUUCUUCUAGGAAUUAAGUUGAUUACCAGUCGCCCGAAGAAUUACAGUUUGUCUUCCGAACUUUACACUCUCGUGAAAGAGACCUUGUUGCACGCAGAGAUGAUGGGUUACGUUAGCAUCCAUACGAUUCAAUCAGCAAUUUUAACCGCCGUGUAUGAGAUAGGGCACGCAAUCUAUCCUGCAGCUCUGACCACUAUCUCAUCAUGUGCUCGUCACGCAGUUUCUUUGGGAAUAACUCAAGCAUAUCCAGUUCAGGGGAGUAGAUGGAUUGAGCAAGAGGAGCGGAAUCGUAUAUGGUGGGCAAUAUUGAUGUUAGAUCGUACUACGAAUAUGCCUCUAAAUGGAAAUCAUUUGUGCACCCCAGACCCAGAUUCUGAAUCAAUCUUACCUGUAGACGACGAUGAUUGGGAUCGAGGGGUGCUCUCAAUAGACAUAUAUCGAACCUUGUCUUCUCCACCAACCUUGAAAACAGGUCGAUUCGCACGCCUCGCUCAAGCCAUCAAUCUUCUAAGCCAAGUACUACGACAAAUCCCAAACAAGGAGGAUAAAAUGCAGCUUACUCCGAGCGAUAUGAUGCCAUUAGACAGGACUCUAUUUGCACUCGAGCGCUUGAUUGAAAUUGAAGAAGCGCAGAGAGGCAUGAUAUUCUGCUGUGGAAUUGCUAUUUGCUAUAAAAGCGCACUAUUACUUAUACAUACAGUAGUCCUGGCCAAUUCACUCAAAUCUUCGCCCAAGGAAAGCCAGGAUACUUCAUACCUCUCACUUCAAGCAACGUUAGCAAACACUUUGCGUAAUGCUCAGAGAUUUCGCAGCGGUGAGUGGGGGACGCUCGAUGACACUUCUCCCUUUGUGUUGGAGUGGAUCUACCGGUCUGUCACGUCGUUGAUGUCUCUCGGUCCCGAGGCCGACUUCUGCGAUACAAACCAGGGCAUCAAUUCAUUACGGGCAAUUUUGGAAGUAAUUGGCGAAAGAUGGCGGGCUGCCAGUGAGUUCUUCCUCCCGGUGCAAUGA